UGACAUUGCAUGCAAGCAGACGACAAGCAGGCGAUCACAACAGCUGACAUGAUGGAAGCUUUAACAAAUCUAAUAGAAUGGAACGAUACAAAUCUUUGGAUUGUUCUAUUUAUUAUGCCUUUCAAUCCGUUUUCAUGGGUUGUGGUCGGUCGUUGGGAGUAUCACACGAGGUCACUAACGAAAUUCUUUGGUAGUAAAUGGAUAGCUUGUUACUUGAACGGGGCAGUGAUACUCGUACUAGACUGCUAUAGAGAUAUGAAGAUUCAUGAACUACUUGCCGACCAACCAAAAUGGUCUCCUUUACAGAAUGAAUUCUCCUUGUACAUUGGUUAUGUCAUUAUUGCAAUUGGUUUAGUCUUUACAUUAUCUGGAUGGUAUCAGCUUGGAUAUACCGGUGUACUUCAAGGUGACUAUUUCGGGAUUCACAAAGAGGAAAGAAUUACAGCAUUUCCAUUUAAUGUUCUAAAUGAUCCUCUUUAUGUUUCAUUUGACAUAAUGGCUCUUGGCUUGGCAUUUACAAAUGCUAGCUUCCUGGGGUUAUUAUUAGCUGUAUAUCAGACGAUCAUCAUGCACGUCACGUGCCUUGCAGAAAAUCCAUUUACGACAAUGAUUUAUGUGGAAAAAGCCAAACGGGACAAAGCUGCAGCAGACGCGAAAAUUCAAAAUGGAGACAAGGAUGUGCAAGCAAAUUACAAUCAAGCUACAGGGUUGAAACAAAGAGGUUGAAAUAACAAGCCAUAGAUAAAUAAUUCUAUGUACUGAAAGAACACAAACUCCUAUACAAAAGUUUGGGAACCUUUUCCCAUUCAAUUGCAUGUUAAUUGGGCCUCCUGCCGAAAAUGAAAUCAAGUUAUAUGAUCAUUAUUAAAAUAAGCCCAACUCUCAAUGUUUUUUUAAAGAAAAAUACUCAAACAUGUAGUUCAAUGAAGGUUUCCAGGUAUCUUAAUGUUUUGA
Owenia fusiformis is the source of this 954-nucleotide messenger RNA. The record is from the annotation of a GenBank genome assembly. NCBI's taxonomy places the organism in Eukaryota, Metazoa, Annelida, Polychaeta, Sabellida, Oweniidae.